UUUUUCCCGCCUCGUCUAUCCAGACCCAAAAGUCUACCAAACCUCAUUCAUUUUUCCCUUCUCUUUCUUACCCCCUCCCCCCCCCCGCGCCACGCCUUCUUACCCUCUCUUCUCCAUAUUCAAUUCCAUAUUCUCUUCUUCCUUCCCUUCUUCCUUUCCUUUCCUUUCUUAACCGCAACCAUUCCUCUUCUACCGCUUUUAGACCCCUCCCGUCAUUCCUUUUCCUGCACACUUCCUGCAUCGUCUCCCCUCCCUCGCUCUCUUCCCCUUCUUUACCCGUGUAUUUGAUACUGUCUCGUCUUCACUCCCCGCCUGGUCCAAGUCCUUGGCUGCCAUUUGCCAAGCUGACUCGGACCUGGGUGUUAGGCUCCCUUGUCCAUGCCACGUUCAUCGGCUACGGCUAGGAAGAGUCAUAGCAAUCGACAUGAGAAUGGCGUCGCCGGCUCCGGAAAGAAAGUGAACAAGCAAAGAUCGAACGGACAACUGAAUGGGAAUGCCAACGGUAGCUCUACACUAAGUUCUGGACCAUCAUCUCAAGUCGACUGGCCCUCGUCUCGCUCCAACAGCGACACGGCAAUUACUUCCACGGUAGCGGCGGCAACGAAGGCUAACGGUACGACGGAUUGCUCGAAGGCGGAUGGUAACGGACGUGGUCUGAAUGGAUACGCUAAGGGCAACACGGACAUGUCUUACGGACAGGCGAAUGGCGCAGUGCCGCAGAAUGGUGGCCUUACUGGCCAGGCGUCGCGUCGUACGGAGAGUUCCAAGCGGCCAGGCUCGAAUACCUCGAUCAAUCCACUUCAACUGGCUUCGACUAUCCUCAAAUCCUGUCCGAUGUACGACACUAUCGCCAUCCUGAUCUUCCUCCUUCAGCUACCGCCCAUGGUCCUUACGCUGGUGCAGUUCUUGUUCGCUUCCCUGACGUUCAUGCCACCUGGCGGUGCGUCUGCUGGAUCUCUGACAUCCAAUUUCGAUAUCUUUCAGGGUCCGGCCGGAACGCCAUCCCUCGGUACGAUGAUUGCAAUGGAUGGAUUCUUCCUACUCUUCUGGGGUCUUUUCAUGUGGACCUGGGCGCAAAACUUCGCUCUCGAUUUAGCCCAUGUCCAGGUCGCCAUAACCCUGGGUGGAGGAGGGUCGGGGAAAAACGGAGGGGUUAAUACCCUCUGUGUCGGUAUUGUUCUUGUUUUGCAUCUCAUUCGAAGUAAAGGUAUACAGGAUUUUGUCAUAGGUCAUCUGCUUUCCGCCAAAAUCAUUAGCCCCGAUAUACUGUCGCAAUACUCUCAUCUUAUGCCUCCCGAAUUUCGGCGCUCUGAACCGCAAUCUUCUCCGAGCUGGAUCCGGAGUCUUCUUGCGGUUCACAUCUUAGCGCAAGCAGGUACUGCGAUGGCUAGACGUUCAAUGGCUAAAAAUAGGGCACCGGCUCCUCCUCGAACUGGAAAACGUGUUGAUACCGAAGCAUCCGCCGGCUCACAAACGCAAAUUGAUUCUGCGUUCGAGUCCGGGACCAGUGUGUCUUCUUAUAUCGGUGCCGAUGGUCAACUGGUUACGCCCGCAACGCACAAGGAUGGUAGGGAUCGAUUGAUUUCGGCGAAGAAGCGCAGGAGACAGGCAAACCAGGUCCGGAAUCGCCAGCCGUUCUGGGCUGCGCUCGCAAGCACGAAGGUGACGGUUAUGAGAGAGUACGAACAUUCCAGGGCCUUGUCGAAAACUGCUCGGGGCCUCACUAUGACAGAGGGGGAUCUUCAGGGUGUUUCUUUGGAUGAUGGCCUUGUUUGGAUUACCGAUAUCGAUAGCUCCUCUAUAAAGUUUGCGGCGGGUGAUCUCAUUUCAGAUGAUACUGGCGUUUCCGGCUCUUGUGAAACUGGACGCUUGGGUGAGGAUAUGGAACCUUUCUAUGUCUGUGUCAAUGGUGCACUUUGGGCGACAGUCACGAUUUGUAAAGUCCAGGAUGCACCCAAAGGCUCAAGUGCAGUGCAUUGGCGUGGCGAGAUUUCUGGUCUCGCUCCCAAUUGUGCGUACACUUGCUCUUUUGUGCGAAGUGACACGGAGGAGGAGAUUUGCGUCAUGAGUGUCAAGACACCGGUCGCAAACGACACAGAGCAAGUCUCCUCGGUAGCCACUCCGCCACAGCCGUCCUAUCGACCAUCCUCCCCAACGACCACAUUAAAAAACUCCAUUGUUAACGCUGAAUUGAAACUGAACGAGAAGCGUGCACGGUUGAGAAAGGCCAAGAAUGAUCACAAGCUCGUCGUUUCGAAGAUCAGGAAGGAGUUGGACAAUUAUAACCAUCGUCUUCACAGCGGCACGGAUGAAAAUCGACAGAAACAGCGCUCGUUGCAACUGGAGAGGAACAUCAAGCAAACGGAAGAAGCUACCGCCGUUUUGGAGGUUCAGUUGGAUAGCCUAGAGAACAUUCCGGAGGAGGAACUCAAAGAAUGGUCGGCAGAAAAAGCCAAGUACGACCAUGAACUUGAGCUUCUUAAUUCAGCUAAGGAAGAUGUGGUUUCUGCACGAUCGGCCGUUGCCCGUGAGGUAUCACAACUGGAGUCGGAUUUGACCUCCGCGAUCCAAAGACGGGAACGACUGCAGGGUCGCCGCACUAGGGUUAACGAACAGUACGAGCGCAUCGUCUCUGCUAACGCACAAGGGCUCAACGAAAGAGAGCGUCGCGCUGCGGAACAGUUUGCUCGAGAGCAGGACCAGGCCAAACUCGAGGCGAAUUUCAAUGAACAGUUUGCGAGCAUUAGCCAGUCAGUGCAGGAGUACCAGUUGCGCACCAAUCAACUUUGGCAGCAAUGUGUGGCUAUUGAGCAAGUUCUCCGGCAGCAGCAACAGCAGAUUCUCAUGGACUCGGUUCCACUGACUCCCGAGGGCAAUUUACCUGGUACUAAGCCCCUCAGCGAGGCGCCCACCAUGUCUCUAGCCGCUUUGACGACGAGCGCUUCCAGCAACCGAUCAUUGCUUGGACUUAGCUUUCCGCCAUUGAAGUCUAGCCCUCUGCAGCAUGCGUCGUCCCCUAUUGGUGCCACCUCGUCUCACCCGACUAGUCCAAUACAGGCGCCGUCUUACCUACAGCAUUUCCCGACCUCGCCUCUCGCUAACACCGCCUCUCUCUUCGAAUCGGAUUUCAUCCAUCGUGACCGAUCCUUCUCUAAUCGAUCGGGCCACAGCAGCCUCUAUGGCUCCGAUUUCCUGGAUUCGAGCCGUCGCCCUCCCUUUCAGUUUGAUCUGUCUGAGAAGGUUACCGAUAAGAGAAGCAGUUCGGGCUCUGAGAGCAAUGUUCCUAACCUAGGGUUGAGACCGAUCUCCAGUCCGUUCCCAAGGGCAGGUAGCCGUGCAAGUGGAAGUGGUGGAAGUGGUAGCGGCAGUGGCAGUCCCAGCUCUGCAGCCGGAAAGGUCAACUAGGCUGUCAGAUCCCUUCAAUGUAGUCGAUAUGCUGCUCCUAGCUUUUAGGUGCUUGUGUUCUCCUUUUCUGCUAGUGUUGAUCUUCCGACGUGGCGCUGAAAUCUUCUUGGAUUUCCCAGGCCAUCCUAGGUGUAUCUAGCCCUUAUCCUGGUUUUAUUUCGCCUGUGAUCAAUAAAAUCCUGUGUCCUGUGUAAGAUCUGCCUUAUUGCGUUCGUCAUCACUCGCAAGUUAUUACAGUAGUUCUGCGCAACUGUGACCGAAUCCCCUUUCCCGCAAGUCAGUUUGAUUCUACAUGUAUGAUGAGCAUACAUUAACCGAUGCUACCGCCCUUUAAAUUCGAUGUGGCCCUGCCUGGUUAUCUCCCUCUAAAAUAGAUAACAUGCCUCAGCGAGAUGAAAACCUCCAGUGACUAAAAUCUGCAUCUUCCCAAACCUACCAACUUACUUACGCUCUUCACAUACUCGAUUGCUUCUCCGAUUGAAUGAGGCGUUGCCACCACCGUACUUGGAUCCAGUUCAUGCCAAACAGCUGCCAGCUUUUCCUGUAACGUGAGAUUCCGAAGUGCAUCUAGAUUAACGUUCCGAUUAACGAAAUCUUUGACCGAACCUCUGGCAGGUUAUCGCCAGGAAUAGACUGUUGGACCCUUGGCUACUCACCAGGUUUAUAUGAACAGCUUU
Molecule: messenger RNA, 4082 nt
Organism: Aspergillus alliaceus
Lineage: Eukaryota; Fungi; Ascomycota; Eurotiomycetes; Eurotiales; Aspergillaceae
Product: putative ubiquitination network signaling protein
Exons: 2
Coding region: 379-3405 (1008 amino acids)
Source: RefSeq, a predicted model, not a curated record